Monoraphidium neglectum is the source of this 366-nucleotide messenger RNA. RefSeq lists its product as hypothetical. The transcript is spliced from 2 exons. The coding region runs from base 1 to 366 and encodes 121 amino acids. The record is from RefSeq and is a predicted model, not a curated record. Lineage: Eukaryota; Viridiplantae; Chlorophyta; Chlorophyceae; Sphaeropleales; Selenastraceae.
AUGCUCACUUGGCACCCGCAGGCCGCCACCAUACUGGGUCCGGCGGACUCCCCCUUUGACGGCGGCAUCUUCUCGCUGAAGCUCACGUUCACAGAUGCGUACCCCAGCCGGCCGCCACGGGUCCGGUUCUGCUCGGAGAUGUGGCACCCAAACAUUUACUCUGACGGACAUCUUUGCCUGGACCUGCUGCAGGAUGCUUGGUCGCCAUGUCACAGCGUCAGCACCCUACUCACGUCCAUCCAAUCACUCCUGACAGACCCUAACUGCAGCAGUCCUGCCAACCCCGAGGCAGCGCACCAGUAUGUUGCGGACCGCGUAGCAUACAACCGCCGCGUGCGCCGGCUGGCAGAGAAGACGCUGGAGUGA